Ornithodoros turicata is the source of this 3213-nucleotide messenger RNA. RefSeq lists its product as uncharacterized. Gene Ontology annotation, molecular function: nucleic acid binding; zinc ion binding; aspartic-type endopeptidase activity. Bases 1 to 3213 code for a protein of 1070 amino acids. Gene Ontology annotation, biological process: proteolysis. Lineage: Eukaryota; Metazoa; Arthropoda; Arachnida; Ixodida; Argasidae. The transcript has a single exon. The record is from RefSeq and is a predicted model, not a curated record.
AUGGCAACUAUCGGUCAAGUGGAGCCCUUCGAUGAGUCCGUAUCGGACUGGGAGUCCUAUCAGGAAAGACUCACUGCUUUCAUUCGCGCAAACCAAAUUCCCGAAUCUAAUCAAGUUGAUGCUUUUCUGAGUAUAAUCGGGCCGAAGACCUACAAGAUACUGAAGAGUUUGUUAGCGCCAGACCCGCCAACAAGUAAAACCUUGGAAGAGCUCAAGAAAAUUUUGCGCGACCACCUUUCACCGCGACCAUCGGUUAUUGCCGAAAGGGCGAAAUUUCACAAGAGAGUGCAGCAGGAAAAUGAGGGCAUAGCGGAAUUUGUCGCAGAGUUGAAACGUUUAGCGGAAUACUGCAAUUUUGGAGCAAAUCUUCAGGAAGCUCUACGAGAUAGGCUAGUUUGCGGAUUGUUACGGUUAGACAUCCAGAAAGCUCUCUUUACGGAAGAUGAAUCCCUGACUUUCAAGAAAGCAACAGAGAAAGCACUGUCACUAGAGAUGGCAACCAAAAACGCGACAGAAUGCCAUUCCAACAACGCCGCUCAACCCAUCAUCCAAGCGAUAUCACUGAAUGAAAAGACCGGGAAGCAGAGGUGUUAUCGCUGUGGUUCAGAUAAACACGGCAGCGGAAUGUGUCCUUUUAAAACUGUCUGCUUCCAUUGCAGAAAAACGGGUCAUAUCAAGGAUGUUUGUAAAAGCAGAAGCAAGGGUUCACACCCGAAAUUUCAGCGGCAAGUCAACAAGAGACAAGGGCACCGGCUGAAGAAAGAAUUCAAGUCGAUGGGUGAACUCGACGAACCUGAGCCAGCGUUGCGGCGACUUGACUCAGCGGGGAGGAACGACCCUAUCUGUUUCACACUGAAUCUGCAGGGCGUCCCACUUCGCAUGGAGCUGGAUACCGGUGCGGCUGUAUCGGUGAUUUCUCAACAGCAGUACCACUCGUGUUUUUCAGGCCUUCCGCUCAAGCCUACGACUGUGACGCUUCGGACUUACACGGGGCAGUGCGUCUAUCCAAAAGGGGUGUUGGACGUCGAGGUUGAACACAACGGGCAGACCAGUCAUCUACCCUUGUACGUCUUGGCGCAGCGGGGACCGCCGUUAAUUGGAAGAAAUUGGCUUCGCAAUCUACGUUUGGAUUGGAACAGUUUGAAUUACAUCCGCCCACACGCAAGAAAGGAUCUGGCACAGCUGCUGGAAAGACACGGUCAAGUAUUUGCUGAUGAGCUCGGCGAAAUACAAGGUGAGCAAGCCAGUCUUGUACUCAAGAAAGAAGCAGUGCCUAAAUUCAUGAAGGCCAGGAGUAUCCCUUUUGCGCUGAAACCGGCAGUAGAGAAGGAACUAGAAAAAUUAGAGAAACUAGGUGUUUUGGAAGCGGUAGCCUCAAGUCGAUACGCUUCACCUAUUGUCCCGGUAGUGAAGAAGGAUGGAUCAGUACGCAUUUGUGGUGAUUACAAGGCCUCACUGAAUCCAUGUUUGGAGGUUGAUGUUUACCCCUUGCCGAAGAUCGACGAAAUGUUCGCAGUCUUGUCAGGGGGAAGGUAUUUUUCGAAAAUCGACUUAAAUCGAGCAUACCUACAGGUCACCAUGGACGAAAGGUCAAGUGAUUAUCUGACUCUUAAUACGCACAAGGGACUGUUUCGCGUAAAGCGAUUGGCUUUUGGAGUGUCUUCCGCCCCAGCAAUUUUCCAGCGUAUUAUGGAAAAUAUCUUACACGGAUUAGAUGGAGUUAUCUGUUACCUUGACGAUAUUUUGGUAACUGGAAAAAGCGAACUACAACAUCUCGAAAACCUCGAAAGACUCUUGCAACGUCUAGCAGAACGUGGCGUUCGCAUCAGACGUGAAAAAUGUGAAUUUUUCAAGCAUGAACUCCGGUUUUUGGGCCAUGUAAUCAAUGACAAAGGCAUUGCAACGGCACCUGACAAAGUAGCCGCAGUGUUGAACGCCCCUGCACCGAAGGACAAGAAGCAGCUGAAAUCGUUUAUAGGCUUAGUCACCUACUACACAAAAUUCCUAGCAGACCUGUCAACGGUUAUGCAUCCACUGAAUACGCUGCUGUGCAAGAAUGUUCCUUGGAAGUGGUCCCGUGACUGUCAGCUGGCAUUCCAUAAAAUAAAGAAAAUGCUAGUUUCAGCACCAGUUCUGGCGCAUUAUGACCCAAGCCUUCCUCUAGAAGUCGGAUGCGACGCAUCAUCGUACGGAUUGGGAGCAGUUUUGUCAAUUACUCUAAAGGAUGGAACAAGACGACCCGUCGCAUAUGCAUCCCGCUCACUAACUGAAAGUGAGAAGCGCUACAGUCAACUAGAACGUGAAGGCCUCGCUUUAGUAUAUAGCGUGAAAAAAUUUCAUUAUUACAUCUAUGGACGAUGCUUCGGUCUUGUUACAGAUCACAAGCCCCUCCAAACCAUUUUUGGUCCCAAAACAGGCAUCCCUACAGUUGCAGCAGCUCGACUCCAGAGAUGGGCCAUCACGUUAUCCGCAUACAGCUUCAACUUGAUAUAUCGACCAGGACAAACAAACAUCGAAGCAGAUUGCUUGUCACGUCUACCACUGCCUGCUACUUCAGAAGUAAUGAAGGAAGAUGAGGUUGACACUUUUCACACCCUCCGUUGGGACACUUUUCCUAUUAGCAGUUCAGACAUCGCGCGUGAAACAUCCAGAGACCCCAUUUUGAGUCAGGUGUUGAGGUACACUCUUACAGGAUGGCCUCACCUUGAACCGCGUCAGGACUUAAGACCUUAUUGGAUCAGGAGGUCUGAACUGUCUACAAGUCAGAAUUGCAUUCUUUGGGGCAUGCGAAUUGUUAUUCCCACUUCAUUACAGCAAGCCGUACUCCACGAAGUACACGAAGGACACCCUGGCGUUGUGCGUAUGAAGGAGGUCGCAAGAAGCUACGUCUGGUGGCCCCGAGUCGACCUGGACAUACAAAGCUUGGUGAGGAACUGUGCCCCAUGUCAGCAAGAAAGGCCUCUGCCAACGCAAGCCCUACUACACCCAUGGGCCUGGCCGACGAGGCCUUGGUCCCGUCUCCACCUAGAUUUCGCCGGCCCAUUUCAACAAUGCAACUUCUUAGUAGCAGUGGAUGCCCAUUCCAAAUGGCCAGGUACAGACGAAAUGGCCAGAGGUAUUUAUUAUGCGUUCAACUUCUACAGACAGCACCCUAACGAAGCUGAGAGAAAUGUUUGGACGUUUCGGAUUGCCAGAGGUCCUGGUAUCAGAUAA